Molecule: messenger RNA, 2465 nt
Organism: Spizellomyces punctatus DAOM BR117
Lineage: Eukaryota; Fungi; Chytridiomycota; Chytridiomycetes; Spizellomycetales; Spizellomycetaceae
Exons: 3
Coding region: 815-1921 (368 amino acids)
Source: RefSeq, a predicted model, not a curated record
GAUGUGUGUGUGGGUCACAGCAACAGAAAAUGACUAGUAGUAGAGAGAGUUGUAACACUUAGUAAUUAUUCAUUGUUGUUUUAGCAAUUGGACACUCUGUAAGAAAGUUGCCGCUCUCUUCUUCUUCUUUUUGUUGUGAAUUACUCGGCCCCCAUCUUUCUUUUAGAGAGCGCGCGCGUGAGGGGAAGGGAGAGAAGAGAGAGAGAGAAAAAACGGCCAAAAGUAAAAAAAGAAGAAAAAAGGUUUAUAGUAUUUCCACUAGACAAGACCCGGGAUUUCUCUCUAUUUUUGUGUUUAACAAAUCUACCCUUUUUUCAUCGCCACCUUUGCUUUCCUACUUUCCUGCUUGCUUCUCGUUCAACGGCUUUUUAUAACCAUACCCUUUCGAUUUCAUCGUCAUUUCAACCCUAGCCUUUUUGGUCUCGCUUGCUGCACUGCAACGAGCAUCGUCAUCAUUAUUAAUACCCUGGCGCUAUCCACCAACUACACACACGUCAUGUUGAGGUCGCUCUGAACGGUCAAGAACAAGAAUAUCGUUUGGAUCAACAAAAAACACCCAAAAAACGAGAACAAUCGAUAUUUAUUUCCGCGACGCUUCCCCCCUUAAAAGAACAUAGGAUCCUCCCCCCAGCGAGAGCCCGUCAUCACUCCUUCAUUUUUUUCCCUUUUGGCUUGGUUGUUUAUACUUGGCACACGGGGAAUUUCUCUUGCAUAGACUUAACAGAUACCGUUUUCUCACGAACAACAACACACGCAUUGUUUUAUUGUGCGGACGCUAUUCUGCACACACACACACAAAAGACGUUUUUAAGCCAUGUCUGCGCUGUUGCAGUCACCUCAACUGGCUUCCAUGAAGCUUCAAACAUCGUCCUUGCGAGAGCCUUCUCUUUCACAAAAGGUGUCGGUGCCGGUACCAGUGUCGGUCAGAAAUGAAUUUGUAGAAAACGCUCUAAGCUUGCUGCGAGAAUUCUUGGCGAGCAUCGACAACAAUGCCGCAGCCGGCGAUUUCCAAUCCGCCACUCUCUCCUUGUCUUGCUUGGGUGAACCUCCACAUCAGAAUGAAAUCCCUUCCUCCCAAACCUCUCUCCCACCCGAAGCGUCGCCCAUUAACUUGGUCGUUUACAAGUUGCGCUCUGCUCGAGUCGCCCGGCAGCAAAGAAGAGAACAGCGUCUUCCUGGCACAACAUCCACAUCGUCACCUAUUCCCAUUCCAAAACAUACCUAUAUACCUGAAGUUUACCAAGUUACGCCCAAAAAGCCCCGAGAUCUCCGUCAAGAAGCGAUUCUACGCGUGUGGGACCAGGCACGUCUACGAAGAUGGUGGGCCUGGCACGACAGGCAAAUGGAACUGUUAAAGGAAGACAAGCUGCAAAAGCAGCGCCGCAGACAAUUCCUAUCAAACUUGCGGACACACCCUUGGAUGCACGAGGAAGCUCGUCAAGACGUUGAGGAAGUCCAACGUAGAAAGCAACGUGCGCAGCUCCUUAGCAAACUCCGUACAUCACCAACAGAGCUGAGCAGCCUGUCCAAGCAACCGGUGGUGUCCCCUCGAACAGAACAAGAGAUUUCGGAAGCGCUGACGCAGCGUCGUGAUUCUUUAAAAAAGCUUCGUGCCCGCACACCGACCUCUCCUAAAAGCGCGAGAUUCUCUCCGAUUACUGGCUACAGUGCUACCAGUCGAACCGCUGAUGACCAUAGAAGAACCCUUGUGGGAGCUCAUUCUGGGGACCUCAAAGAACGCAGAUUACGGGACUUUUGGGAGAGAUGGGCUGCCAAGGAAACCCUGUUUGAACAGCGGAAUGCCAUACGUAACGAAAUGGAUACCGUCCUUGCACGGCCCAGCCCAGCACCGAUCCCAAACAAGCAGAUCCUGCGACUUGCAGCAAAGCGAUGGUGGAUCGAAGAAGAAAAUGCGUAUUGAUUAUAUCUCAUCGACAUUUCGCGAAUGGAUUCGAAAGAACCGCAACCGACAAAAGUUGUCCCGCAACAUGUUUACAAAAACGAAAAACCAAUCCGAUAAGAAAAAAACCAAACCAAAACCUCAAAAGCGUUUUCAAGUGUAUAGAUUCGUCCUAGUUAUUCUUUUUCUUUUUUUUUUUCAAAGCGUUUUUUCCCCCUAUUUCACAACUGUAUACCCCCAGAACAAAAGGGAAAUGGCGUUGGGAAAAAAAAGGAAAAAAGGUCCCAGUGGAAUAUGAUGGAUGGGGAAUUUUUGGUUUAUCAUGUAUAUAUAUACGAGUUUUAUUUUUGGCGUAGAGUUUGGGGAGGUAUUUGGUAGGGUUUGGAUUGUGCAGGUUACAGUUCUUUGUUUUUUGUGCUAGGACCUCAUUUUUCGAUUUCCCCUUUUAGCUUAUAUGGAAACUCUUUUAAUUCUAUGAUGGGUCGUUCUAGCGGGUAGGGAAAAAGGACAGAAUAUAGAUGGGGUGUACUGCUGGUCAAUACAUUAUAUUGUUUUUUUUUUUUUC